This is a messenger RNA of Musca vetustissima, 278 nucleotides long. It is a transcript of the gene mRpL34, whose product is annotated as large ribosomal subunit protein bL34m. Bases 36 to 272 code for a protein of 78 amino acids. Lineage: Eukaryota; Metazoa; Arthropoda; Insecta; Diptera; Muscidae. The transcript is spliced from 2 exons. Gene Ontology annotation, biological process: translation. Gene Ontology annotation, molecular function: structural constituent of ribosome. The record is from RefSeq and is a predicted model, not a curated record. Gene Ontology annotation, cellular component: mitochondrial large ribosomal subunit; ribosome.
UUUUUAGGAAUAUUUAUAUAAAAUAAUAAAAGAAAAUGUUUACCAACAUCUUGAGAAGAGCCUGCAACAGUGUUGGACAAAUGAUGAUAACACGAGAAGCUCAUGCUUUCAACCGGGACGUGCUGAAGACCAAGGUACGUUGUCAUUUCCCCAAACCCCGGGAAGUUAAACGUAUCAAUGUACAUGGUUGGGAUGUUCGCAUGGCCACGGAAGGAGGUAGAAGGACACUGAUGCGCCGCAUCCUGAAGGGACGUUAUGUGUUGGCUCACUAGAAUAGA